ACGUUCUCUUAGCCAAUGGGGCCUCGCGGCUGGCUGGCAGGGCUUGCCAUUGGGAGACCGGGAUGCGAGCGUGUGGAGCGCCAGGGGGGAGGAAGCGGAGGUGCAGGUCGGAGAGGCCGGGCUAGCCGAGCCCAUUGCGGGAGUAGCAGCAGCGGCCAGGCAGCAUCGAGCAGCGUGCCAGGCGGCCCAGCCCGUUGCUUUACUUUUUGCUGCACCAACGUAGUCAUUAUGCCGAAGAGAAAGUCUCCUGAGAACACAGAGGGCAAAGAUGGAACCAAGCUAACGAAGCAGGAGCCCACGAGACGGUCGGCCAGAUUAUCAGCGAAACCCGUUCCACCAAAACCGGAGCCUAAACCAAGAAAAACAUCUGUUAAGAAAGAACCUGGAGCCAAGAUUAGCAGAGGUGCUAAGGGGAAGAAGGAAGAAAAGCAGGAAGCGGGAAAGGAAGGUACUGCACCAUCUGCAAAUGGUGACACUAAAGCUGAAGAGAUCCACGUCUCUCGUUCAACUGUUAAUGUCUCAGCCUGCAGAAGUCCCCCACCCAGCACACUGUCAGUAAAGGGGCAGACUGAAACAGUGAGAGUUAAGGGCACAGAAAACUGAAUCUAUAGAUAACGAGGGAGAAUGAAUUGUCAUGGAAAACUAGGGUCGAUUUCACGUACCUCUUGGGACAACUUUUAAAAGCUAUUUUUACCAAGUAUUUUGUAAAUGCUAAUUUUUUAGGACUCUAUUAGUCGGCAUAAAAACUAUACGAAGAUGGACAUUUUAUCCUCUUACGGUGAUGUUUUUUGGAAAUUUCCAUCAUCCUCAAGUCAAGCGAAUACCAAUUUAAUAUCGGAGCUGCGUGUGAAAUGGACUCAGCAUUCCAUGCCCUUGCUUUAAAAUUUUAGUCCUGUGCAGACUGUGGUGUUUUUACUGUGCAUAUUUGAAUUUUUCAUGCAAUUUUUCUAGAGCAAUAAUCAGUGGUGCUUAUGUGCCUAGGAUUUAUGUGAUUUUAAUGAAAUAUGGAUAGUUGUGGCCACCUGCUGAGUAUUUGUGGUUUAAAAUAAAAAUGGUUUUCUUGUCUGCAAAAUA
Molecule: messenger RNA, 1074 nt
Organism: Apodemus sylvaticus (European woodmouse)
Lineage: Eukaryota; Metazoa; Chordata; Mammalia; Rodentia; Muridae
Gene: Hmgn3
Product: high mobility group nucleosomal binding domain 3
Exons: 7
Coding region: 16-603 (195 amino acids)
Biological process (GO): chromatin organization
Cellular component (GO): nucleus; chromatin
Molecular function (GO): nucleosomal DNA binding
Source: RefSeq, a predicted model, not a curated record